This is a messenger RNA of Anarrhichthys ocellatus (wolf-eel), 792 nucleotides long. Its product is annotated as probable alpha-ketoglutarate-dependent hypophosphite dioxygenase. The record is from RefSeq and is a predicted model, not a curated record. The coding region runs from base 1 to 792 and encodes 263 amino acids. The transcript has 6 exons. NCBI's taxonomy places the organism in Eukaryota, Metazoa, Chordata, Actinopteri, Perciformes, Anarhichadidae.
AUGACUGCAUCCACAACUAAACUGCGGGAGAUCUACAAGCAGCAAGGCUUCCUGUCCGUGCUGCCUGUGUUGAAGGAGACUGAGCUGAUUGAAGCCAAGCAUGCCUUUUCUGAGCUGGAGAAGGAAUUGGGAGAGGAGUAUACCCAGUACAGCCUCCACAAUGUUCACCUUCAGUAUCCAUGGGUGAGGGGCCUAACCAAACACCCUCAAAUCAUACAAGUGGUCAAAGCCAUCCUGGGUCCUGACGUCAUCCUGCUGGACUCCCGCUUCAUCUGUAAAUAUCCAACACUCAAACCUGACAUCCAGAAGACUGAAGAAGGGGAAAUCAAACCUGGUAUUCCAUAUGUGGCCUGGCACCAGGAUAUGAGGUAUUGGGGUAUUGCUGGUGGUCCUGUUCUCUCUGUGUGGCUCGCUUUAGACGACUCGCUGCAAGAGAACGGCGCCCUUCAGGUCAUCCCAGGUAGCCACUGUGCUGGCAUGUUGCCCCAUCGCCAAGCUACUCGCCCUGGAAACAUGCUGUCAGUCAAUCAGGAGAUCCCAGAGCAGCUGGUGCAGGCUGAUGAAGCUGUGUUUUGCCCUCUCCUAGCUGGGCAGAUGUCGAUUCAUGAUGGACUCCUUGUCCAUGCCAGUGAUGCCAACACUUCCCAGAGGAGGCGCUGUGGGUUUGUGAUCCGUUAUGUUUCUACCUGUGCAUAUCCCAUUCAGGAUCCUGAUCGUCCCAGGAAAUUUGCUGCAGCUGUGUUGGCCUGUGGAACGGAUCUGUUCAAUCAUUUCUCCAACAAAACCACAUGA